Laetiporus sulphureus 93-53 is the source of this 1005-nucleotide messenger RNA. RefSeq lists its product as uncharacterized. The coding region runs from base 1 to 1005 and encodes 334 amino acids. Lineage: Eukaryota; Fungi; Basidiomycota; Agaricomycetes; Polyporales; Laetiporaceae. The transcript is spliced from 7 exons. The record is from RefSeq and is a predicted model, not a curated record.
AUGGCCUCUUCUGGCCUAGUAGUGCAAUCCAUGCGGCUUUCCUUUCACGCGCGUUAUGCACGCGCAAUUGUCAUCGGGACCAAGCUCUUCCGAUUCGAUAGAAAUAUGACGACCGCGGACGUUCCCAACUAUGUGUGCGGACCUUCAACUAUGUGUGCGGACCUUCCGGCUGAGUGGCGUAUUCCAGACCGGGAGAACCUCGCACGUUAUAGGGCGCACGUAGCUCUCGCUUAUCCCGCCUAUCUAAGCCACCUCUAUCAGCCAGAUCCCGAUAUGCUGCGCAAAUUUAUGGCCACAGACGUCUUCCAGUCCACGAAUCUUGACGACGCAGUCGGCGAUCUCGCAUUCCGUACUAAAACACAUCGCCCACGGCUCACCCGCUCCGGAUCGCAAGCAAGCAACAGCAAUUCCACCUCAAUCCGAGCCUUGGAGAAAUGUCCAAUGAUCCCGUCUGAGCUUGACAUGACAUUCGCGGAGGAUGCCGAGGGAGACACUGUCGCAGACAUCACCUGGGAAGGCGACAAUGUUGUCCUCAUCCCCAUACUAGUAGGCGAUGAGUGCAUCAAGGGUACUGCUGAACUCUUUGGCGUGGCAUCUAUGAGGAUAUCGCGAUCGAUGGAAUAUACGGUUGGCAUCAGAUUGUCUCACGCUGCAGGAGCAGGAUCUUCGUUGAUCCCGGCAUCUGUGCCUCGCGCAGGACAUGAUUGUGUUGACUUGAGGGCGUUGCCGCAUGAUGAGAUCUUGGAGAUGCUAGCUAUGUUGUUGGCCUUUACGCCUGCUUCCACGGCCCUCAACGAUGCAUCCGAACAACAGUUUGCGGGAAUGGUUGUUAUCAUAAAGUCUCAAGCAUACAGUCACACUCGAAACCAAAGGACAACACAGCAGCAGCCACUGUGGUCGCCACCCUCAGAGGUUCAUAUCUCGCGGCUAUCGCAAACGCCUAUUAAACAGGGCGUUUUGAUCCUCGCCAUCCUCGUUCCUCAGCGCGCUGUGGCACUGUCUUAG